This is a messenger RNA of Galleria mellonella (greater wax moth), 573 nucleotides long. RefSeq lists its product as uncharacterized. The transcript has a single exon. The record is from RefSeq and is a predicted model, not a curated record. NCBI's taxonomy places the organism in Eukaryota, Metazoa, Arthropoda, Insecta, Lepidoptera, Pyralidae. The coding region runs from base 1 to 573 and encodes 190 amino acids.
AUGUUGCUUCAGAGAGGUCUUACGACAGUAGGAACAAUUAGAAAGAACAAAAAGGAGAUUCCCCCUGACUUCAAUGUAUUGCGUGGUCGAAGUGUGAAGUCCAAUAUGUUUGGCUUUCGCGACAAUAUGGUGUUGGUUUCACACAUUCCAAAGAAAGGCAAAAAUGUUCUACUGAUUAGCACUUUGCAUAAUGAUGCCAAAAUUGAUGUCGAAACAGGAAAACCCGAUAUAAUUUUAAGCUACAAUGACACCAAGGGCAGGAUCGAUGUCGUAGAUCGUUUAUGUGCAAAUUACAACUGUGCCCGUGCCACAAGACGUUGGCCUAUGGUAGUAUUUUACGCUAUGUUGAAUGUCAGUACCAUAAAUAGUCAGGUUAUAUAUAUAGCUAAUAACUCAAAUUCAAAAUCUCUACGCUGGCAUUUUAUAGAAAAUUUGGCCAUGAAACUAAUUGAGCCUCAUAUAAGAGAAAGACAGACACAGUUGAAUUUGCCGCGUUCGUUGAGACAACGACUCUCCGAAAUUUUGAAGAUCGACGAGGUUACAGAGACGUUCAAGAAAUGGUCGGUGUUUUAA